Limulus polyphemus (Atlantic horseshoe crab) is the source of this 1585-nucleotide messenger RNA. RefSeq names its product fibroblast growth factor receptor-like 1. Gene Ontology annotation, biological process: homophilic cell-cell adhesion; synapse organization. Gene Ontology annotation, molecular function: axon guidance receptor activity. The record is from RefSeq and is a predicted model, not a curated record. NCBI's taxonomy places the organism in Eukaryota, Metazoa, Arthropoda, Merostomata, Xiphosura, Limulidae. Gene Ontology annotation, cellular component: neuronal cell body; plasma membrane; axon. The transcript is spliced from 6 exons. Bases 69 to 1154 code for a protein of 361 amino acids.
GAAAACGUCAACAGGAUUUUCACAGUUCUUACUCUUCUGUCAUAGCUCCUCACCAGAGGUCGCUGACGAUGUGGACGGUGUUGCUGCUGUCAGUUUUGUUUAUUUUUCCAGGUUGUUUGACUCAAGACAGAAGCCACUCUAUUAGCGGAUCGCCUCCAAAAACUGUGGUAAGUCAGAAGGAUCAGUUUAUUGAAGUACAGGAAGGAGAGACAGUCCAUCUGGAAUGCAAUGCCAAGGCAGACUCGGGUAAAUUAUUUUAUGAGUGGUAUAAAGAUGGAGAAAUUCUGGAGACUUACUUUCGUAACAGGUUCGACAUAACAGAAGAAACUGGGAUUUUACAAAUAAGAUCAACGAAAUGUUCUGAUAGUGGGGUGUACACCUGUGAAGCGGUCAAUGGGUUUGGAAGUGUGAAGUUCAGUAUAAACCUACGAGUUACUGCAGAUCCAAGUCAUCAAAAACCUCAGAUACAAACACCUCAUUCGCAGAAUAUCACUGUUAACGAGGGUAAUCCAGUGGUUCUACAGUGUAAGGUCUCAAGUACAACUGAACCAGUUAUAAAGUGGUUAAAACAAAUUUCAGCGAAAGAAAAGACACGAAGAAAACUACUAAAAGUUCCCGGAUUUAAAUACAAAAAAGAGUAUUAUAUAGUUCUGCAAGGUUCUUCAGGAGUUCCAGAAAUAGAUGGUCAUUAUGCAAACAAACUUGAGAUAGCAUCAACCAGGAAAUCAGACGCCGGCAAAUACAUCUGUUUGGCUGCAAAUUACCAAGGUUUCAGAUCAACGGAGGUUAUUUUACAGGUCGUUAAUCCUGCUAAUACUUCUCAUGAUCAAGAACUUGGUGAAGUACAAGGUAAAACUAACAUAACAUAUUCGCCCAGUAAAGGAGUUCCGGCAACUAAAGUAACCAGUACCACUGGAUUUCAAUUCGCCAUCACAAUAAUAACAUCAGUGUGCGUUGUGGCAGUUGUGCUUGCGACGUUACUCGGGGUUAUGUUACGCGAAUCAAAGAGUUCACGAAACAACUGUGGGCAUAAGGGGAGUCCAACAGAAGUCCCUCUCACGGCAGCCAAUGAGAAAGCACCAAAUCUAGAGUUAUCGAAAGUUCACUGUCAUCAACACCAUCACCACGAGCAUCAUUACCAUUAUUUACCCUGACCAAAAUCAAAAACUCUCCUAUGAUAUAGAAAGUGGAAAAUUUGUUAGAAAUUUUAUCGUGUUGUUUGUUUUAUUUAUGCAGCUUGUCAUCCCUUUUUCUUUCUUUUCUUUUGCGCGCGACAUAUGUUGGAAUCCCUUUUUUAAGACUCUAAGACGAAUUCGAGCUUUAUUUCACAAACUGUCAUUUCUCUAUGAGUUACUACUGUGUUCAUCGUCGAGUUUCAAUUAUUUUAAGCAUUCCAGGCAAAACCACGUGUUUCUAUAAGUAUUUUAGAAGGAAAAAAAGAACUAUACAAAUCAAGACAAUAGGUGGUAAAAAUGCCUAUGUAGCAUUUAAACGUUCCCAUUUUGUGUUCUUUCACCAUUGUACAAACUACAGAAAAUUUCUUUGUAUAUGUGUGUGUAACAUUUUAUAACUGAAUAAAUACUUU